AUGUUCCGUCAAGCACUCAAAGUUGUUCCUGCAGUUUCCAAGCUCUCUUUUACCAGAAGAGCUGCCAGACCUUUGGUUAUGGUUCCAAAAAUGGCUCAAUUCUCCACCAGCGUGUACAGAAUGAACGCACCAGAUGCUAAGUCACUUGUCCAACAGGAGCUGGACUACGAGAAGAAUGACGCUUUUGACCUGGAUCCAAGCUUUGUGGCCUAUAUGAAGAACGAAAAUAUUAAGGCUAUUGAGCCGAACGAGCAUGCUUUCUCUCACAUGAUCAAGGAGUGGAACGAUGAAAAGGUUCAUGUUCUGUUUGACAUCCAGAAGAUCACAUUUGCUACUCACGCCAAUAAGCAGAUCAACGAUGAGAUGGGGGGCGAGGAGGAGCAGAACGAGGUGUUUUCUGCGGGAAUGACCGAGACCGUGGAUCUUUCUGUUGUUCUGGAGAAGAACGGCAAGGCGUUGCAGUUCGACUUGGAUCUGAGCCCGGAGGAGUAUCACUUCAUCAUUAAUGGAGUCAGAACCUUUGACAACGUGGACUUGGCUCUGGACUACUCCAGCAAUAGUGUCGACCAGAAGGACCUCCUCUACAGCGGACCAUUGUUUGAGAACCUUUCUCUGGAAAUGCAGGACAUGUUCUACGACUUGCUGAGAGAGAGAGGAGUGGACGAGGAGCUUGGAGAGCUUCUGGUUGCCUAUGCCACCUGGAAGGAAAACAAUAUGUACAUCGACUGGCUCGAAAAGCUGCAGAGCUUCGUUUGA
Molecule: messenger RNA, 756 nt
Organism: Ogataea haglerorum
Lineage: Eukaryota; Fungi; Ascomycota; Pichiomycetes; Pichiales; Pichiaceae
Exons: 1
Coding region: 1-756 (251 amino acids)
Biological process (GO): cytosolic ribosome assembly
Cellular component (GO): mitochondrial matrix
Source: RefSeq, a predicted model, not a curated record